UUCGUCUACGCUCCAGGAACAAAGUCUUAUCUCUCUCUCUCUCUCUCUUUGGCCAUUAAAACUCAAAUUUCUCGAGGAAUUGGAGAUUUAACCCUAAAAAGAACGUCGAACACCAAUCUCUAAACACGGAGGUUAUGGCCAAGAAACGAGCCCCACUGGGUAACAUCACUAAUCAAAAGAAGGAUCCACGAUUACCAAAUUCAUCUGCUGGUUCGGCGCAUUGUUCGAAAUUGAAGUUGGCACCAACACAACCUGUUUGCGUCAAUGCUACUUCUCUGCUCACCCAAGCGUCUUCUUCUAGCAAAUCUGAUGAUGUAUAUAUGUCAGUGGACGAGACAAAGUCUACAUGUGAUUCCUAUAAGAGCCCUCCUCGAGUCGAGUAUAUCGAAAAUGAACAAGUGUCCAUCGAAAGGAAGGCAUUUAGCAAUCUAUACAUCACCCCCAUUUCACAGACAACAACUAAUGUUAAUUAUUGCAGAAGAGAUGUGUUGUCUGAAAUUGAGAAUAAGGAUCCGCAGCUCUGUCCAAUGUUUGCUUGUGAUAUUUACAAUCAUCUUCGUGCCGCCGAGGCAAAGAUGCUGCCUGCGGUUGACUACAUGGAGACAGUUCAGAAAGAUGUAAACUCUAGUAUGCGCGGAAUCCUAGUUGAUUGGCUUGUUGAGGUAUCAGAAGAGUAUAGGCUUGUACCCGAGACAUUGUAUCUGACAGUGAACUACAUUGAUAGAUAUCUAUCUGGCAAUGUGAUCAGUAGACAGAAGUUUCAGUUGCUUGGUGUGGCAUGUAUGAUGGUAGCAGCAAAAUAUGAAGAGAUAUGUGCACCACAAGCCGAGGAGUUCUGCUAUAUCACUGAUAAUACAUAUCUCAAGGAUGAGGUUCUUGACAUGGAAUGUGCUGUUUUGAAUUACUUGAAGUUUGAAAUGUCAGCCCCGACAGCCAAAUGUUUCCUAAGACGCUUUUUUCGGGCUGCCCAUGGUGUUCAUGAGGCUCCGUCUGUGCAGCUAGAAUGUAUGGCCAACUACAUUGCGGAAUUGUCUCUUUUGGAUUACACAAUGCUCUCUCAUUCUCCUUCACUUAUUGCUGCUUCUGCCAUUUUCUUGGCCAAGUAUAUUCUAGACCCUACAAGAAGUCCGUGGAAUUCGACGUUGCAACACUAUACGCAGUAUGGAGCGACGGAGUUGAGAGGAUGUCUGAUGGAUCUUCACCGAUUGUGUAGUAACGCUCAUGUCUCUACUCUUCCUGCUGUAAGGGACAAGUAUAGUCAACACAAAUACAAGUUUGUGGCAAAUAAGUUUUGUCCAUCUAUUAUCCCACCGGAGUUCUUCAAGAGCAGCAGUAUUGAUCAAUUUUCAAAUUAACUUUGUUCCAAUCUUGCGUUGGAUUGUCUGAUUUUAUAUAAUAAGUCAGUCUGCUGUUGUUGUACGCAUAUCUUAAAUUAGCUAUCUAUGUUCUCACUUCGAAAAUUCCAUGAUUAGUGAAAUCAUAAAAAUGGCAAAAUUAUUUA
Molecule: messenger RNA, 1501 nt
Organism: Raphanus sativus (radish)
Lineage: Eukaryota; Viridiplantae; Streptophyta; Magnoliopsida; Brassicales; Brassicaceae
Product: cyclin-A1-1
Exons: 10
Coding region: 135-1355 (406 amino acids)
Biological process (GO): regulation of cyclin-dependent protein serine/threonine kinase activity; mitotic cell cycle phase transition
Cellular component (GO): cyclin-dependent protein kinase holoenzyme complex; nucleus; cytoplasm
Molecular function (GO): cyclin-dependent protein serine/threonine kinase regulator activity
Source: RefSeq, a predicted model, not a curated record